AUGGACGCGCAACCGGCAGACGACGUCGAACCACAUGCACUGCAAGUCCCACGAAUCGUCGAGAACUGCACGCAGUACCUGAUGGCCUACGGACUCAACACUGUUGGUUUGUUCCGCAUCGCAGGAAAUACGAAACGAUGUCGCCUGCUCAAAACAGCUCUAGAGAAGUUGAAUGGGAUUCCGCUAGACGAACGCAUUGAUGUUGUUCGACUGCUUGUUUCGCUGCUGGGACCACCUAACAUCGACACUCUUUACGUGCUACUCAAGUUCUUGCAUGAAGUAUCUCUGCAUUGUCACGAUCACUCCCACACUGGUGUGGAGGUACAAGGAAAUCGAAUGGAUGCGCGAAAUCUGGCGACCAUUUUUGCUCCAUCCAUUUUACGACCUGAUCAUGGCAAACUUCAUGCGACACUUGCAGAGAACGAACAGCAAAUUGCCAUUGUGGAGACGAUGAUUGCCCACGUCGAAGAAGUGUUCAGGAUACCGAAAGAACUGCAGUGUAAUAUCUACAACAAACUGCGCGACACGGAUCCGGAUCGUCUGGACCGAUUCCUGAACCAUCUAUCGAGAACUGAAAGCAGUGAUCAUCAGCUGAUGUCGCCGUUCCCGGCAACAGCUGAAGAGGGUCAGCGAAAUUGUCCAUCUCCAGGAAGCCAUUCCAACGGAAAAGAUUCGCUGUCAGCCAAAGUCUGUUCGCAACGGAGCGGUUCAUGGCCGUUCUCGUUGGGUCGAAGCUCUCGACAACAGCAGUUCUUUCCAGCUGAUUCUGCUUGUCCAUCGACAAGUUCUUGUCCCUCGGAUGAGAACGAAUCCAAGGAAGCUGCCAGUUCAACAGGCCACAAUACCGAUCCUGUAAGCAAAGAUCUCGCCACCACACCACCAGAUCGAGCUCGAUCUCCAUCGCGGGAGCGCGACUUCCGUCUGACGGCUCGUCUCGGAGCUGCUGCUGCUCGACGUCGUCUCUGCAAUGUUGUGCGUGCAUUCCGAUUCUCCAGCGUCACUAGAAGUUCUCCCAACGUCGCCAACUUCUAA
Messenger RNA from Cooperia oncophora, 1032 nucleotides. Lineage: Eukaryota; Metazoa; Nematoda; Chromadorea; Rhabditida; Trichostrongylidae. The record is from the annotation of a GenBank genome assembly.